Molecule: messenger RNA, 225 nt
Organism: Dichomitus squalens LYAD-421 SS1
Lineage: Eukaryota; Fungi; Basidiomycota; Agaricomycetes; Polyporales; Polyporaceae
Exons: 1
Biological process (GO): regulation of transcription by RNA polymerase II
Cellular component (GO): nucleus
Molecular function (GO): RNA polymerase II cis-regulatory region sequence-specific DNA binding; DNA-binding transcription factor activity, RNA polymerase II-specific
Source: RefSeq, a predicted model, not a curated record
AUUCGCCGUCCACCGAACGCGUUCUUCCUAUACAGGAGCCAUCUUUGGGACACGGUCAAAACACAGUGGGCUGAGAACAGCGAAAAACGCCAAGUCAACUUCUCGAAGUACGCCGGCGAGCAGUGGCAAUGCGAGUCGGCGGAAGUGAGGGACCACUGGGAAGCCCGCGCGGCUACGGAGAAGAAGGCCCACAAGGAACGCUAUCCGGACUACAAAUUCUCUCCG